UAAAAUGUCAAUCAGAAGCAUCGAACCGGCUCACUUCAACUCGUGCUUCAAGAACGGGCUGCGGACAUGGUAGAGAACGCCAUGACACGGGACAGCGAAAUACCGGCCAUCUUCAACCCGAAACGUGUGCGUGCCCCGUCAGUUGUGGUGACAGGAGACUCCCCGAAUGGACCGUUUGGCGGUUUCACGAACAACGUGCCCCAGAUCACGCACUCGGACUCGGUGACCUCGAGCCAGCACGAUGGCCAGGACAGUCUGAUCGGCGUGUCGGUAACCGGCGGAACCCAUGGCGGCUGCGACACGCCAACCUCCCAACCGCACGCCCUCCUCGGGGGCUUAGGCGGUGGCUGCAUCGGUGGCUCAGGCCCCCCGAACGCCGGCACGUCGUCCGCCUCGACCACGUCCACCCCGAAGCUGAAGGCUUGCCGGGACUCGUGCUGCUCCGAGCUGGCGCAGAAGAUGUACUUCGGCGUGUGCGUGACGGUCCUGGUGACGGCGUCCUGGGUCGGCGCCACGCACUGCAUCAAGUUCCUGUACCUCCGGCGGAACACCUACGCUUCCACGCUGCCCCCGCAUCUGACCGCGUUCAUCACCGCCGACGGCACGCCUUCGGACCCGGGGCCGCCGGGAGGCGUGGGGCCUCCCACCCUCCUCGACCAGAACUCCACCUCGGCGAUGAUCGUGCACGGGUUCGGACCGACGUCCUCGUUUCUGCCGCCCUCGACCGUGAAGCCGAUCGCCACCUCCGAUCGCGUGCAACCCCCACCCCCGCUCGCCCAGCACGUCUUCAACGCGCCCUUCUUCGCGUCCUGGUUCUGCACCAACUUCGCGAUCCUGUUUUUUCCCAUCUACAUCCUCGGCCGCGUCGCGAUCAAAAGGUGCGACGGCACCGGCGAAGUGCUGGGCGAGAUCCUCCGCGGGUUUCGGGACCGGGGCUUCACCAUCGGACGCUUCCUUAAUCGCUGCCUCACGUUCUGCAUCCUGUGGCUGCUCACCACCUAUCUGUACGCGCUCUCGCUCAAGGCCCUGCUGGCGACGGACGUGAUGGCCCUGUUCGCGACCAAUGUGGCCUGUGUGUAUCUCCUUGCGUGGGUCAUUCUGCAGGAGCAGUUCGUUGGCGUGCGGAUCGUAGCCGUCAUCCUGUGCGACACCGGAAUUGCGCUGCUAGCGUACAUGGACGGAAUUACGGGUAGCCCGACGCUGGGCGGGGUGGUGCUGGCGGCGCUGGCGGCCGCCGGGUACGCCGUGUUCAAGGUGAUGUUCCGCAAGGUGAUGGGCGAUCCGCCGGUCGGCCAGAUUGCGUUCACGUUCUCGAUAAUCGGCUUCCUGAACGCCGCCAUUCUGUGGCCCGUCUGCAUAGCCCUGUACUUCACCGGCACGGAGAUAAUGCCCUGGGAAACCCUUCCCUGGGUGGUGCUGCUGAUGGCCAGUGUGCUGUUGCUUGUGUUCCACAUCCUUACCCAGUUCAGCAGUGCCGUAACGUACAACAUGUUCGUCACCCUUGGGCUCAUAACGGCGGUGCCCGUUUCGGCCGCUCUGGACAUCGUGCUGUACGGUGCCCACUUUGCCGGCAUGAAGCUGGCAGGUAUCAUAUUGAUAGCUGUCGGUUUCUUCCUCGUAAUGUUUCCGGAAAAUUGGCCCGACUACAUCACCCGUUUGCUGCGAAAAACUGGUCGCGCAUUACUAAGAAACCAAUGUUGUUGUGAUACCGCUGAAAAUGAUUACGAAAAUUCGAAAUAUCAUCUUGUUGGGUCACAACGCGAGGUGGGGUCGUCAUCCUCGAAGCGGAACUCCAUCGCAGCAUCGCGACGUCAUCGACUAUCGGACGGGUUACAUUCGAUCGCAUCUUCGCUCUCCCUCUGGCCGGGUGAGAUGACCGACCAGCAGCAGCAACAGCUACAGCAGCAGCAACCGCACCAGCACAGCCUGCAACACUUUCAGCAUAUCCUUCGCAACGAUAGUGGCAGCGACUUUCUGAAUCUCAACCCGCACGCCAAACUGCGUCACUACUCGCUCACCGAAAUGACCACCAACUUCAUCCGCAAGCCCGGCUCGGUCGGACUCGGCCUCGGUGCGGGCCUCUCGGGAACCGGUGGCAACCUGAACUCGCUGGCGGCCACCACAUCAUCCGAUCACCGGUAUCCAUCGAUGAACGGCCGUAGCAGCUCGUACGGGUCGUUGGAGUAAACUCCACAGAUAAUCUGCAUGCUAGAGCAUUACGGUGGCUAGCAUGCGUGUACGCUAAGAGACAAUCUCAGUAGUUGCUUCGGUAUUGAUUUUACUGCUGUACGCUAACUAACGACUCCAUGCCUUGACGGGACAGACCAGGCAGUCCCCCGGAAGAACCGCAGAAAUGUUAAACGUAGGGCGACUGGCAACCUAAAUUACACCUUACUUCCGGUAACUCGUAACAUGCUCUGUUCUCCUGUUACAUCCGUAUAAUAUUGACGCAAAACUCUAGCGCUCCCGCUCCGCAAUCCACCAUAAAUGGCAUCCGAGAUGUCUUUGUCGAAACAUUAAAGGAUAAUUUCAAAUUAUCAUUCAAUACCAUGCUGCGGCUCAGUCACAAGACGAUACUUAGUGUCGGAAGUUAGUAAAACGGACAGUUAGACGCACCAUAACAGCAAUCACAUGUAAAACAGAAUAAAGAACGCCGCACUGAUCCUUUCGCAGCGUCAUUUCUAUCGAUAUCCACGGAUCCAUCCACGUGAGCAAACCGUGCUCCUGAAUCACGAACCGAUUUCUACGGUACCAUCGCAGCCCCCGAGAAAAUGGCACCUUCUUCUCCAGUCUGGAUGCUUCCUCUCAAUUUCGAGUUCAGCCACACGUUCUCUCCCGAAUCUAAGCAAAUGAAACAAAUGAUGAGUAGUAAACAUUUAACACGGCUGAGCGGCAGUCUGGUCCCUCACUUCUGAAGCUUUCCCGAGGGUUAGGAUAAAUAACUACACUUUUUUACAACAUUCACAUGUAGUUUAGGACUCUAUCACAAACGUUACGAAGUGUAGAUGUAUUCACCGGUGAUAGACCCGAUUUGUUGAUAUUUGUACGUAGAAUAGCUGUUGCUUUUGUGUUGUGAAAAUUACAGCUCCGAUCCCUGUAAGCAGGACAGAUACUUUUAACGAUAGUCUUCUACUGUUAGCUCUGUGGUGUACGGUUGAAUUGAACAAGCGGUAAAACAGUGAAAAAGCAAUCAUUUUUCUUUUAAUUCCGCAAUCGAUGGUUACGGAGCAUUUUUAAUGAAACAAGCAAUCGUUCAUUCCUUUUCAAGGAGGACUAGCGAAGGUGCAAAAUUGCGACUAUUUUCCGCUAUAUGUUUAAGUUUGAAUAGUAAAUAUUCGUUUCGAUUGUUCAGUUCAGUACCGUCAAAUAUAAUAUCGGUUUUAAGAAACCAGUGACACAAGGAAACGAAAUGAAACAACGAAUCAAUGCUGUAGUAAUGCGGCGGACCAUCAGAUUCGUACGCAUUCGAAUACUAACUUUCAAACGUGAAACGAUUAU
Messenger RNA from Anopheles bellator, 3498 nucleotides. RefSeq lists its product as uncharacterized. NCBI's taxonomy places the organism in Eukaryota, Metazoa, Arthropoda, Insecta, Diptera, Culicidae. Bases 67 to 2187 code for a protein of 706 amino acids. The record is from RefSeq and is a predicted model, not a curated record. The transcript is spliced from 8 exons.